Rotaria sordida is the source of this 1677-nucleotide messenger RNA. Lineage: Eukaryota; Metazoa; Rotifera; Eurotatoria; Philodinida; Philodinidae. The record is from the annotation of a GenBank genome assembly.
AUGUCGUCGUUAUCAUUAUCAAAGCUUCCACCAAAAUCAUCUUUUUAUUCACAUUCGUCAUCAUCAUCAUCAUCAUCAUCUUCUUCUCCUGUAUUCAAAUCAAAGUUUAUUUGGCGGUUUCCUCCGCCGAAAUUUGAUAAUUUACCUAGUUGCAUUUCAAAACAAUCAUCAACAAUUGCUAUUCAACCAUUAAAUAUUGACGAUGAACUUAUUAAACGACAAGAAUUAGCUAUUCUUAUUUAUGAUCUUGGUUUACAUCUUAAUGUGUCAUUUACUUGUAUUUAUACGGGUGUUGUUUAUAUGCAUCGAUUUUUUAUGUUACAUCCAUUUCAACAAUGUCUUAAAGAAUCAGUAGCAGCAGCAUGUCUUUUUCUUGCCUGUAAAGUCAAUGAAAUGCCACGACCAUUAAAUGAAUUUACUCGACAUUUAUGCCAACUUAUAAAUCAAGUACAUAAUAACAGUGAAGAUUUUUUAUCUACAUCUUCAUCAAUAACAACAGUGGGGAAUAUUACACCUGAAGUUCUUUCAAAUUAUAAUCAACAAAUAAUCGAUUAUGAAAAUAUGCUAUUAUCAACUCUUGGUUUUUGUCUUAAUGUUGAGCAACCAUACGUGAUUAUAACGAGAACUUCUCAAACAUUAUCAAUACCAAAGGAAAUAGCUCAAAAAGCAUGUGAAAUUGCUACAAAAUCUAUUUUUUUUACUCUUUUUACAAUGAAAUAUACAACCAAUUUAAUUGCCUGUUUUGCACUUUAUUUGGCUAUAAAAUCAUCUCAAAUAAAUAUACCGGAUAAUCAAGAUGGUAGCCAAUGGUUUCAUUUGCUUAAUGAAGAAUUUACUGAAAAAUUACUUCAAGAACUUGCCGACGAAUAUCAAUUAAUUUGUAUGGAAAAAUCUUCAAAAAAAUCUCAAGAACGUUUCGAACAAAUUCGACAACAAACAAAAAUCAAUUGUCAACAAUUCAAAUCAAGAUCAAAUUGUGAACAAUCAAAUUCAACAACAUCUCUUCAUGAUAAUGAGCAACAUCAUUAUCCAAUAGCAACAACUAGUGGUUCAGUACGAAGUACAACAUCUUCUUCAUCAUCAAUUCAACAACAACAACAAUCAAAUUUCACUGAAUAUGGAUCGAUUUCUACAUCAAUAGAAACUCAUCAUCAUACACCAAGUCAAUCAUCUUUAAUAAAUUUUUCUCAUAGUGAUUAUUCACCAUUGACUGGAGCAAUUGUUCAUUCACCAACAACAGUUUUUCAAUCAUCAUUUUCACCAAGACAUAAUCAAAAUAAUUUUAGUGGAAAAAAUUAUACAAAUAAUUCAUCGAUGAUUAUGUCAUCAGCUAAACCAAUUCCAACAUUAAUGACAUCAGUAACUUCAAAUUCAUAUCAUAAUUCUGCUAUUUCAAGUCAUCAUUCACGUUUUGCUGCUUCUACUUUCAAAUAUCCAUCUUCAUCUCCAACUCAACAUAUUUUUCGACCACCUCCACCACCAUUACAUGCUCAACAUUUUCAUCGUCAAUAUUCUUCAAAUUAUGUUAAUACUUCAUAUUAUCCUCAGCAACAAACGCCUCUUUUUUAUCAUCCUCAACAAGAUCCAUCGAAUAUAAUUAAUAAACGAUAUGGUGAACCUCCUGCACCACCUACGAAACGUUUUCGAUAUAAUAUAAAUACAUAUCAACAUUAUUAA